AGGCGGUGACGUCGUCUUCGGUUCCGGAUCAGAAAGGUGAUAGCACAGCAGAUACAAGCUAAAUGGUUCUGAAACAUUCCAGUUUCGGUGAAUAUUAACUUCAGUUAAGUUCCUAACUAUGAUUAGCUUAUGGGUUAAUAAUACCGUAUAUAUAAUCUUCGCUUAAUUAAAUUAUGUAAAGAUAAAACUCAUCAAAAAUAGUUAGGCUUAGCUCUUUCAUGGUCUUCAUCCUCAUCUUUUAAACUUGUUCAUGGGCUAUAACUCAGUUAUUCACAGGACACAUGUCAACAGUUGGAUAGCAGUGGUAAAAAAAAUACAUUCAGAAGAAAUCUUAAGUAUUAAAGACUAAUUUUUCCCACAAUGGGAAAUUUAUUGAGGAUUUUAUCCAGAGAUGAUAAUCCUAAAUAUGAUGUAUUUGUUGAUUUUGAAAAUGCCCAACCAACUGAAUCUGAAAAAGAAACGUAUUCUAUUGCACAAGAAGUUCUACAAUAUUCUCGAGAUAUACUUUUAGAGUUGCAAAUGUAUAAAGGAGCAGUAAAUGAAAUAAGAGAGGCAAUAACUAAUCCUUGUAAUGAAGCAUACCAGGCAAGAGCAUGGGAAGCAGUUAUUCCAUUAGUUUCUAAAUUGAAACAAUUCUAUGAAUUUUCACAACAACUUGAUGAUGUGGUGCCUCGAAUUUUAUGGGAACUAUGUUCAGGACAAAUUCCUCCUACACAGCAUCUUGAAACUCAACAGGCCUUGGUUAAACAGUUUGCUGAAAUUUUAGAUUUUGUUCUCAAAUUUGAUGAUUUAAAAAUGACCAAUCCUGCAAUCCAAAAUGACUUCAGUUAUUAUAGGCGAACAGUGAGCAGGUUAAGAUUGGCUAAUCAAGAUCCUAUUGAAGAAGAAUUAGAAGUUCCAAAUGAACUAGCUAAUAGAAUGUCCUUAUUCUAUGCUCAUGCUACACCUAUGCUGAAAGUAUUAAGUGAUGCUACUACACGUUUUGUUGCUGAAAAUAAAGAUUUACCAAUAGAAAAUACUACUGAGACAUUAGGUACAAUGGCCAAAGUGUGUCAAAGAAUGGUGGAAAAUCCGGAAUUUUAUUCAAGGUUUAAAAAUGAAGAAACAGUUCUCUUUGUUCUUCGGGUUAUGGUUGGUGUUAUUAUAUUAUAUGACCACGUUCAUCCGGUUGGAGCAUUUGCCAAAUCAUCUCAUAUUGAUGUAAAGGGUUCAAUUAAAGUGUUGAAAGAUCAACCUCCGAAUGUUGUUGAAGGUCUUCUUAAUGCUCUAAGAUAUACAACAAGGCAUCUGAAUGAUGAGACAACUCCAAAACAGAUCAAAAGUCUUCUGGCAUAAUGGUUUUGAAAAAAAAAAGAAUAAUAUUUAUAUUGUCACUGCCUUUUGCUUCACCUACAGACAUCUGUAUAUAUAUUGUGAUCAAGUUAAGAGACUUCAGGGUAAUGAUGCAUAGGAAGCAGUAAAGGUAGAUUUGUAAUUGACAGAGUAAUGUCAAGUUGGACAUCCAUCUUCACAAUCACAGUCUUAUUUCCAUUGGUGCCUCUCUUUUAUGUAACUACUAUAGGCCCAUCUUUUUAUUGUUGUCAAUACUCACUAGUGCACUACAAAAAGUGAGUGCUAAGUAUCCAUUUGUUGUAUUGCUGUGGUUAUGUGAUUUAUAGAAUAUGGCUUAUUGCUGGAUAUCUGUCCUCUUUCCUUGUGAGCAUACAAAAUUGAUGUGAAUGUCUUUAAUUAUUGCUUGUAGUUGAAAAAAAAGAAAGAAAAAAAAAGCAAACUAGAAACACUUGUCCAAGACACACUAGAAAUAGUUGCAUGAGCUUGAUCAUAAGCUGCCUAAAAAAGAAAAGAAAAAAUAUUCUUUUCUUGAUAAUAAUAAACCCAAAACUUAAUCUAAAGAUAAAUUGAGUUUAUUAUCAUCUAAGAAUUUGUAAUCUUUCCAAAAAUGAACAGAAAAUAGUCUGUUAUAUUAAGUGUUUGAAUUAGCUAUAUUUUCUGAAGAAUUUUGUAAUUUAUGGAAUACGUCACUAUAUAUGCUAUAGAAUUAAAACUGAUUUAGGAAAAAAGGUAAAUUGCAAACAAGAAAAGAGGAGCUAUUUGUUAACAGUAUAUUGAUCUCAUAAAAAAAAAUUGUUAUAUCUUAUGUCCAAAAAAAAUAAUAUAAAAUGUUUAAGAUGUAUGAGUAACUUUCCUAUAAAAUUGAUUGUUGUGAAAGCAGUUUUAGAAACUGGAAUCAUGAUGGUUUUCAAAUUGUGAGAAAAUAAUGGUCUGAAAGGCUAUUUUCUUUUUUAUUUAAGAAGAAAAAAAAUUUCAUAAUGCACUGUUAUAUAUUUGAAAUAUAAAUAGUGCAUUGAGUAUGCUUGAAGAAAAAAAGGUUGUGUGAUUUAAAUAUUUAUACUUAAAACGAUGCUUUUAAAACCUAAAAUUGAUUGAAUUUAAAUCUUUAUUUUCCAUGACAAAAUUUAUUUUCAAAAUAAAUGAUUGUAUAAAGAAUGCUCAACUAAACUUUGCAGAACAUAUCCUGUAAUAUAAAUUAUGCAAUAUAGAUUGAGUGUUUGAGCUCUCUAAUGGGUGAUAUCGUAUAGCAUCUUUUUCAAAGAUUUAAAAAAAAUUAUGUAGAAAUGCAUUCAUCGACAUAAAUACAUCUUCUCGAGGUUGAAUUUUCCUUCUUUUCGGAUUGGUAUACGUGAAAGUCUAAGAUGGUAUAAACAAAUUGGAUAUGAAAACUUUAAGAUAGCUAAUAUAUUCAAAUUUGAAAUGAUAUUCCUUAAGCAGCAAUUAAUACACAGAAUGAUUUUGAGAUUUUCAAUCUUAUUGAAAAAAUAAUUUAUAAAUCAUUAUAUUAUUCUAUCGUCUAAUUCAGCAGUUUCCAAAUUGUUUUCUUACAUACCAAUAAACACGAAAAGUUUUUCUUUUGGUAGGAUUUAGUAACAAUAAUCCUACAAAACUUCAUCUAUGUUAGAUUAAGGAAAUUGUUUAGAUUUAAUAUCAAAAAUUAAUUUAUUUAUUGCACUUUUAUCAUAGAUUCUUGCAGAAGUUAAAUUUUAGUACUAUGUUUACACUAGUUGUAGAAGUUACUUGUAUCAUUAAUGGUGUACUGUACAUACCACAAUUUGGGAACUGCUAAUGUAUUAUAUAUGUAUUUACAUUUUAAUUCUUUAAUCCCUUUACAUAAAAUCGAAGUUAUACCUAUAUGCAUAAUUCUUAUAACUUUAAUUGUUUACAUUAUUUUUCACCCAUCUACUUAAAUCAAAAAAGAGGAUUUUUUUUAAUACAAACAUAUUUUUUAUCCCAAAAUUUUAUGAACAUUUUAUAGGAAAAAUGUACUGUAUUUUAAUAGAAUGAAAAGUUUUAAUUGUCAUUUAAGAAAAAGAUAAAAAAAAAAAAUUCUAGUCAUUGAUUGGCUUUAAUGAUUUAUCAGUCAUUUAUUUUAUAUGAACCAUUUUUAAAGUACAAAUUGAUUCAUAUUGAAUGCAUGUUACAUUUGAUUUUUUUUCAUCACGAAUAAAUGUUUAAAGAAAAAUUUAAUGGCAUUUAAAAGGAAAUUAUUUUUUAAUUUUUGGUUAAUUAAUGUUUUGGCUGUUAUAUAAAUAAUCUCAAAAAAAUAUAUAUAUUUAUUCUAUUAAUAACUCAAAUUUUAGAUACGUUACAUAGUUCUUUCAAGCUUCUUAAUAUUCUGUACUUAAAAUAGUCAUCCCAAAAUAGAUGUUAAGGUAAGAUAUUGCAAAUCUGUUGAAAUAGCAGCAAGUCCGUUUAAUUCUGUAAAAUACUUGCCUAUGCUAUUAAUUGUAUAUAGAUACCGAGAUAAUAUUCGAAACAGGUAAAACGAUUUCUGUAAUAUACUUUUUUUAGUAUAAAAUUUUAUUGUACGUUUGUAGCUUUAUAAGCUUGUUUGAAAUGCAUCUGUCAAAAUAAUAAUUAUAUAUAGAAAAUUGUCUUUUUGUGAUAUAAAUUUAUACAAUUUUCUGUUAUUUGUUUUUACAAUAAAUUUGUGUAGUUGUUUUUUAACAGAACCUUGUUAGUUGUAAGUUCUAUGAGACUUUAUAUAUAUAUAUAUAAAUUGUCUGUGCAUUGCAUUUUUAAGUCUGGAAAAGAAAAUCUUAAAUUUUUUUUUUUUUUAAUUGUACAGUAAUCAGUUUGUGGGAAUUUUUUGCAAUCGACCUGUUACAGCAGCUUCGUAGAUUAAUUGUUGCUAGCUUGCAUAAGAUACAUUUGCUCCGUGAGUACAAAUAAUUAAAUUGCAACAUUAAUCCGGUGCUUUCAGAAAUGCAAUGCACCAAUUUGUGAUUUGUGGUUUUAUUAAUAUUGCCACCGAGUGUUGUCCUGUGGAACAAAAAGUCAAUGUGGAUAAAUGUUUUCGUUGGUUCAAAGAUGAGUUUGGAUAAGUUAAAAGUGUGGCUUUCUAGUCCAGUGUAGAUGAUGUAUAUAAAGUAACACUGUUGGAAUAAAAACAUUUUGAUUGCCAAAGUUCAAUAA
This is a messenger RNA of Centruroides sculpturatus (bark scorpion), 4470 nucleotides long. Its product is annotated as protein FAM49B-like. Bases 361 to 1335 code for a protein of 324 amino acids. The record is from RefSeq and is a predicted model, not a curated record. The transcript has 11 exons. Gene Ontology annotation, molecular function: small GTPase binding. NCBI's taxonomy places the organism in Eukaryota, Metazoa, Arthropoda, Arachnida, Scorpiones, Buthidae. Gene Ontology annotation, biological process: regulation of actin filament polymerization.